This is a messenger RNA of Hibiscus syriacus, 1169 nucleotides long. Its product is annotated as zinc finger CCCH domain-containing protein 2-like. Bases 51 to 1163 code for a protein of 370 amino acids. NCBI's taxonomy places the organism in Eukaryota, Viridiplantae, Streptophyta, Magnoliopsida, Malvales, Malvaceae. The transcript has a single exon. The record is from RefSeq and is a predicted model, not a curated record. Gene Ontology annotation, molecular function: metal ion binding.
UCUAAAACUGAUAUUCCUUUCCGUUUUUUUUCUCCUUUUGAUUCUGAAAGAUGAGCACCGCUUGUGCUGAGCAACAACAUAAGUUCAUGGCUUCUCACAAAGUUCUGCCUUUGAGAGAGAUUGAGAUUCCUCCGAGGAAGCUUCUAUUUUCACAUAAUCACGUCCAAGAAAACGCCGCCAUGCAACUUUCUCCCUACGAAGCUAUCCUGGAGAAAUAUCUUCUUUCCAACAGGAAUUAUAAUGGUGAAGAUGAAGAGAAUGAUGCCGAUCCUUAUGCGGCUGACCAUUUCCGCAUGUAUGAAUUCAAGGUGAGGAAGUGUACGAGGAACAGGAGCCACGAUUGGACCGACUGUCCCUUCGCUCAUCCCGGAGAGAUGGCCCGUCGUCGUGACCCUCGCCGCUACCGCUACUCCUCCACCGUAUGCUCAGACUUCCGUCGUGGCGGCGGAUGCCCUCGUGGGGAUGAUUGUGAUUUCGCGCACGGGGUGUUCGAGUGCUGGCUGCACCCUACCCGUUACAGGACCGAAGCCUGUAAGGAUGGGAAGGACUGUAAGCGCAAGGUUUGCUUCUUCGCUCACUCUUCUCGUGAGCUACGUCUCUUGCCUGCCGAAGCAUCUCCCAAGUACAAGAAUUCAGGCUCUUGCAGCUGUUCACCGUUGAGCAGGAAUACCCAUUGCUGCUUGUUUUGUCACUCUGCUACCUCGUCUCCCACGAGCACUCUGUUGGGUUUGUCUCAUUUAUCAAGAUCACCAUCUUCAUCACCGCCAUUGUCUCCUGUGAAGAACGGGUUUUCACCCUUUCUUAGGUACAGCGAUCAGCCGAGUAAGCUCGGAACUAAAACCAUGAGUUACCGGCACGUGCUUAACGAGCUGAUGAGCUCUAUGGAGAAGAUGAAUUUCUAUGAAGCCUCUUCACCAAUGACUGGCCGGAACAACAACCCCACUAUAACAAACAUUCCCUGGCUUGAUCUUCCUCUCAUAGGAGAAGACCAGAGCCCGAUACAGUUUGCUCUAUCUCCUUCCUGGCCAAGUCCAUCUGCCUCGGGACAACAUUUUGGUGCAACCUCAAAACCCUUUGGCGGUGAUGAUGAGAAGCGCAAUGAAAAUGGCUUGGGAUGUGAUUCUGAUCCCGAUCUUGGGUGGGUGAAUGAGCUGUUGAUUUAGAGAGGA